Salvia hispanica is the source of this 570-nucleotide messenger RNA. Lineage: Eukaryota; Viridiplantae; Streptophyta; Magnoliopsida; Lamiales; Lamiaceae. The record is from RefSeq and is a predicted model, not a curated record.
AUGCUCCAACGUAUUGGAGCCGGUUUGUUCAUGUCGUUGCUCUCCAUGGUGAUUGCCGCACUAGUUGAGAUGCGGCGGUUGAACGUCGCGGCCUAGUGUGGGAUGGUGGAUGAUGGGGCCACACUCCCAAUGAGCGUGUGGUGGUUGGCGCCCCAGUACAUGUUCUUUGGUCCGGCGGAUGUGUUUGUGAUCGUUGGGCUUCAGGAAUUUUUCUACGACCAAGUUCCGAGUGACUUGAAAAGUAUAGGGCUUGCCCUAUACCUUAGUAUUUUGGGAAUUGGGGAUUUUUUAAGUAGUAUUUUAAUAGGUUUAAUAGAAUGGAUGACAAGCCGAGGUGGCCACGCUAGUUGGUUCGAUAACAACAUGAAUCGUACGCAUCUUGAUUAUUUCUAUUGGUUGCUAGCUUUGAUUAGUGCACUUGUCUUGUUAGCUUAUGCUUUCUUUGCAAAGUCCUAUAUUUAUAAGGAAAAAGAUUUGGUGUGUUGAUAGUAGUGGCCUAGUGGGAUGUUAUUUAUGCAACUAUAUGUCUUGUGUAUAUAAAUCAACAAUAAAUAUAAGACUACUUGGUCA